CCUCUACAUUAAAUUUUUUUUUUCCGUCUCAUUUGAAUUUUGGGAAUGUAAACUAUGCCGGAGAUUUUAGACGGUGCAAUUCGGCGAGCCGUUGUCAUCGGAAACGGCUUCGCCGGCGCUGAGAAUCAGUGCAUUGGUUUGGUCCGUGCUCUCGGUUUCUCCAACCGCCACUCCUUAUAUCGCGUGACGAGGCCUCGAGGAGGAAUCAAUCGGUGGCUUAAAUGGCUUCCGGUUUCUAUCCACAAAAGGUUAGACUCCGUUAUCAGAAUGAUCUGUGGCAAAUCGCGUUUUCAAACGCCUCAUAAAAUCGGCAUUUCUAACGUGUUGGAUGCUGAUGCUCACCACAUUGCCACCAUGGCCCGUGAAACGUUUCAUAAGGAUGGACCCUUGUUGGUGGUUGCAUCUGGGCGAGACACCAUUUCUGUUGCCAGCUCCAUUAAACGGUUAGCUCCAGAAAAUGUUUUUCUUGUUCAGAUACAACAUCCAAGAUUUCAACUGAAUAGGUUUGAUCUUGUGAUUACUCCGCGUCAUGAUUAUUUUCCGCUGACUCCUCAUGCCCAACGGCAAAUACCUUGGUUUCUUCGAAGGUGGGUGACUCCAUGGGAACCUCCUGGCCACAAUGUGGUCCUCACUGUGGGAGCGCUUCAUCAAGCUGAUUCCGCUGCUCUUAGGGUUGCAGCUUCUGCCUGGCAUAACGAGUUAGCAACUCUGCCAAAGCCCUUGCUUGUGGUUAAUGUUGGGGGACCUACUGGUAAUUGUCCCUAUGAUGUGGAUCUUGUAAAGAAGUUAGUGGUUAUGCUUCAGAAUGUUCUAUGGAGCUGUGGGAGUAUCAGGAUAUCUUUCUCAAGAAGAACUCCUGAGAAGAUCUCCAAAAUUUUGGUCAAAGAAUUUGCCACAAAUCCAAAGGUCCAAAUAUGGGAUGGUGAAGGUUCAAAUCCACAUAUGGGACAUCUGGCCUGGGCUGAUGCCUUUGUUAUCACUGCUGAUUCAGUUAGUAUGUUGAGUGAGGCCUGCAGUACUGGGAAGCCUGUGUAUGUAAUUGGAGCAGAACGGUGUACAUGGAAGUUUGCUGACUUCCAAAAUUCUUUGCAGAAGCAAGGGGUUGCUCGACCAUUCACUGGGAAUGAGAAUAUGACUGCUGAAAGCUGGAGUUAUCCUCCACUGAAUGACACCGCAGAAGCUGCCAGUCAAGUGGUUGCUGCUCUUGCUCAGCGAGGAUGGACUAUCCGUGCAUAAUGGUUUCCUACACCUGAUAAGAUUCCCUUGGAACUGAUGGAAUUUAUAAAUAAUACCUAAUUGAAUAGGAAAUAUUGUCCAAGGUCCACUGGCUUAUGCUUAGUUUCAGAGUGCUUGCUAGCUGAGGCCGUUUCGUUCUAUUGAAAAAGUCACUACUGAUAGUUCUAACAAGGUUGUUAUAUAGGUGGUGUGAACAAUUGGGCUGAUUUCACCAAUUUUUGUUUGUAAGAGAAUUUUGUUGUUUAGCUGUCCCCAGUAAUUUUUGGAUCUCUCCUUUUCCUACUUACUGUUAUUGUUAUGAGCUUUGGAAUAAUGUGUGCUGCAUAACAUUUAGGCAUGCAGAACUGAAUCACACAUCUCAUAUCAUGUUUUUUAAUUUUAUUUUUUUCAGUAGAGGAACACUAUGAUAAUGAAAAGAGUAAAUUACACUUGCA
Messenger RNA from Glycine soja, 1670 nucleotides. Its product is annotated as mitochondrial fission protein ELM1-like. Gene Ontology annotation, cellular component: mitochondrial outer membrane. Bases 55 to 1236 code for a protein of 393 amino acids. Gene Ontology annotation, biological process: mitochondrial fission. The transcript has 11 exons. Lineage: Eukaryota; Viridiplantae; Streptophyta; Magnoliopsida; Fabales; Fabaceae. The record is from RefSeq and is a predicted model, not a curated record.